CAGGAGGCAGCAGAGCCGCAGCAGAGCCAUCAGCGCAUCGGAUACAGGAGAAGAAGACGCCGGUGGACUUCCUGUCAGUGUGUGCGCAUCUGGAUCGACUGAAGCGGGAGAUUUUUCUGAUUCUGAUUAAAAAACUAAAGAGAAGAAGAUGGCAAGAAACGCUGAGAAGGCCAUGACGGCUCUGGCCCGGUUCAGACAGGCUCAGCUGGAGGAGGGCAAAGUCAAGGAGAGGAGACCUUUUCUGGCGUCAGAGUGCAAUGAACUUCCCAAAGCCGAGAAAUGGAGACGACAGAUCAUCAGUGAAAUCUCGAAGAAAGUGGCUCAGAUUCAGAACGCUGGUCUCGGGGAGUUCAAGAUUCGGGAUCUGAACGAUGAGAUCAAUAAGCUGCUGAGAGAGAAAGGUCACUGGGAGGUCCGGAUCAAAGAGCUGGGAGGACCCGACUAUGCGCGCGUCGGGCCCAGGAUGUUGGAUCAUGAGGGGAAGGAGGUUCCAGGAAACAGAGGAUAUAAAUACUUUGGAGCUGCCAGAGACCUGCCGGGAGUCCGAGAACUGUUCGAGAAGGAGCCUGCUCCAGCACUGAGGAAGACGAGGGCGGAGCUAAUGAAGGAAGUCGACGCAGAGUAUUAUGGGUACAGAGACGAAGACGACGGAGUGCUGCUUCCUCUGGAGGCACAGUACGAGAAACAAGCUGUUUUGGAGGCGGUGCAGAAGUGGAGAACAGAGAAAGAAUCUUGUUUGUCUGGAGACAAACAUCUAGAAGAGGAAGAGGAGGAGAACAUCUACAGCGUCCAUAAGGAGGAGCCCGAUGAUGACGAGAGCCGGGAGGAGCAGGAGGGAGAGGAGGGAGGAGUCUCCUUCAUCGCACACGUACCUGUUCCCUCACAGAGAGAGGUGGAGGAGGCUCUGGUCAGGAGGAAGAAGAUGGAGUUGUUACAGCGCUACGCCAGCGAGACGCUUCAGGCUCAGAGUCAAGAGGCCAGGACUCUGCUGGGAGUCUGACCUGUCUGUCAGCUGUCUGUCACCUGUCUGUGUUGCCUUUGAUGUAAAUAACUUGUUUCAUAUUAAAAGUUUUUUCAGACCA
Platichthys flesus (European flounder) is the source of this 1082-nucleotide messenger RNA. It is a transcript of the gene isy1, whose product is annotated as ISY1 splicing factor homolog. Gene Ontology annotation, cellular component: Prp19 complex; post-mRNA release spliceosomal complex; post-spliceosomal complex. NCBI's taxonomy places the organism in Eukaryota, Metazoa, Chordata, Actinopteri, Pleuronectiformes, Pleuronectidae. The coding region runs from base 149 to 1000 and encodes 283 amino acids. The transcript has 11 exons. The record is from RefSeq and is a predicted model, not a curated record. Gene Ontology annotation, biological process: mRNA 3'-splice site recognition; generation of catalytic spliceosome for second transesterification step.